This is a messenger RNA of Glossina fuscipes, 1084 nucleotides long. RefSeq names its product ras-related protein Rab-14 (gene Rab14). The transcript has 5 exons. The coding region runs from base 163 to 810 and encodes 215 amino acids. Lineage: Eukaryota; Metazoa; Arthropoda; Insecta; Diptera; Glossinidae. The record is from RefSeq and is a predicted model, not a curated record. Gene Ontology annotation, molecular function: GTP binding; GTPase activity. Gene Ontology annotation, cellular component: Golgi apparatus.
AAUUUUAACAAAAUCUAAUACAUGAAAAAGAAUUGCAAAAAGGUAAAGAAGUUUUCGUUAAUAAAAAUUUUAAGGAAGUAAAGUGUUUAUCAAAUCUUGGAAUAUAAUAUUUGAAAAUUAAAUCAAUCGUUUAUAUCAGCAUUUAAUAGAUCUCCCCCAACAAUGUCGAGUGCGCCGUAUAAUUACAACUAUAUUUUCAAAUAUAUAAUAAUCGGUGAUAUGGGUGUAGGCAAGUCUUGCAUAUUACAUCAAUUCACUGAAAAGAAAUUCAUGGCUAAUUGCCCUCAUACAAUCGGCGUGGAGUUUGGUACACGUAUUAUUGAAGUUGAUGAUAAGAAAAUCAAGUUGCAGAUAUGGGAUACUGCAGGACAAGAGCGUUUCAGAGCUGUAACACGAUCGUAUUAUAGAGGCGCUGCAGGCGCUUUAAUGGUUUAUGACAUUACCCGACGUUCUACAUAUAAUCAUCUUAGUAGCUGGUUAACAGAUACGCGAAAUUUGACAAAUCCAAAUACAGUUAUAUUUUUGAUUGGUAACAAAUCUGAUUUGGAGAGUACAAGAGAAGUGACAUUCGAGGAAGCUGAAGAAUUUGCUAAAGAAAAUGGUUUAAUGUUUUUAGAAGCAAGCGCCAUGACGGGACAAAACGUAGAAGAAGCAUUCUUGGAAACAGCUCGUAAAAUCUAUCAAAACAUACAAGAGGGUCGUUUGGAUUUAAAUGCUUCUGAAUCGGGUGUACAACAUCGUCCUUCUCAGCCGGGACGAACCACUUUAACCAAUGAGGCCCCUUCUGCUAAAGAUCAGUGCUCAUGUUAAACAUUUUUUUUCUCUCUACUUUCCUUUUUCCGUUUUUUUUCUGUACUUUUGUAAAUUUUUUCAAAUACUACUUUUUAUAUAAGAAAAAAAGUAAACAUUUUCUAUACACGCAAGUAGCUAUUUGUAAAGCCUAUAAUUAAUUUAAAAAAAAAAAAACAAGAAAAAAAACACACAUAGAAGAAAUGCAAUAAGUGAAAUAUUUACUCUUUAAAAACGUCCUCAAAAUCUACGACUUUUUUUAAAAAAACUGUGCGAAAUAACAGAGAAAAAAAAA